UUAGUUCUUUGUGAUAAGCUUAUAUUAGAGUUACUUGAGAAGCGUGAUAAUACAAAAAUUAUCAAAGAUAAAGCAGCAUUAACCUUGGAGGCCGCAUUGUUGUACUCUGAGCAAGGUAAUAUUACAUGCAUGAUGAUUUUAGGUGAUCAUGAGUUAGCGCUAGCUCAAUAUAGCAUACUUCUUGAUAUCUGGAAAGAAAAAAAAGAACCAUUGCAGGUGGCUCUCUCUCACCGUUAUCUUGCUGAGUGCUACCUGGAAUUGAAUUCAUUUAAUGAAGCGAUAAGCCAUACAGGAAUUUACCUGAAUAUAUCAAAACAACUAAAGGAUAAAAUAGAAGAACAACGAGCAUACGUCACGCUGGGCCGCUGCUUUCUGACAAGAGCUAGCCAACUGAAAGAUGGUUCUCAAGUUAAUCUGAGUUUGAAAGCUUCUAAACAAGCCUUUCUGAAUAGCCUAAAGGCAUGCGAAAGUAUAGAUACAUUAGAUCAAUCUAGUCAUGUAAUGAGGGAGCAGCUCAAUCACAAGCAAGCCGAAGAGCACUUUAAACAAUGCAUAAUAAUAUCUAAAAAGUACUCACUUCCUAAGAUUAUCUUGCGAUCUGCCUACCAACUUGGCGAGAUGACCACCUGUUCAUUUGUUACAAUGUCACAUCCGAAUGAGGUCAUCAGUAAUCUAGAGGAGCUUUCAUUAUGUCAAAGCGCUUCGCUUAUCAAGUAG
This is a messenger RNA of Protopolystoma xenopodis, 717 nucleotides long. Lineage: Eukaryota; Metazoa; Platyhelminthes; Monogenea; Polystomatidea; Polystomatidae. The record is from the annotation of a GenBank genome assembly.